AUGGAUAUCAUCGCGAGAGUUGCAUUUGGUAUCGAUGCACAAACGCAAUCACCGCACGAAUGCAAUCGCGAAUCCAGAUUCAUCCAUUUCUGUCGAAAAGCACUCAACUUCACAUUCACUGAUUAUAAACUCAUCCUCGAUGUUGAAGAGAUACUACAGAGAACAAUAUUCGAUAAUGACUGCAAUGAAUUCUUCAAAAGUAUCGCUACAACAAUCGCCCAGCAACGACGGAAGAAACCACGAUUGGAGAAUCCCGAUUUUAUUCAGCAUCUCUUAAAUGCGGCACAUGGUGAAGAGUACUUCAAAACUGAUAACCGCCAAAAUUCAUCACCAACAACAAAAGAAAUUCAUCUAAGUGAUAUGGAAUUGGCCGGUCAGUGUUUCCUGUUCUUAAUCGCUGGCUAUGAAACGAGUGCAUCGACGCUGCAAUUCGCGUUAUUCGCCUUGACUACUAAUCCAACUGCUCAGGAGGAAGCAUAUCGCGAAAUCAUGGAAGUUGUCGGACAUAAAGAAAUUGUGACGUAUGAAGAUUUGUCAAGCAUGCAUUAUUUGGAACAGAUAAUGAUGGAAACACUGCGAAUGUAUCCACCCGCUCCACGUUUCGAUCGUGAAUGUUCAUCACCCAUCACAAUCAACCAUAUUCAUUUCCAGCAGAAUUCAAUCGUUUCAAUUCCUGUGUUCGCUAUUCAUUACAAUCCGAAGAUCUAUCCGAAUCCUCAUAAAUUCGAUCCAAUGAGGUAUGCGACAUUUCAAUAA
Anisakis simplex (herring worm) is the source of this 756-nucleotide messenger RNA. NCBI's taxonomy places the organism in Eukaryota, Metazoa, Nematoda, Chromadorea, Rhabditida, Anisakidae. The record is from the annotation of a GenBank genome assembly.